Molecule: messenger RNA, 1663 nt
Organism: Seriola dumerili (greater amberjack)
Lineage: Eukaryota; Metazoa; Chordata; Actinopteri; Carangiformes; Carangidae
Gene: mns1
Product: meiosis specific nuclear structural 1
Exons: 10
Coding region: 148-1638 (496 amino acids)
Biological process (GO): cilium organization
Cellular component (GO): motile cilium
Source: RefSeq, a predicted model, not a curated record
UCGAGGAAACCCAGCGACACCUCCGGUAAAGUAAUUAACGGUUCAGGACAGCUGUACAUCGACAAUCGCUUUAAGUUAAUUCAAGGAAUAAGUGAGUAAAGAGGAAUAAGGCUAAAAACGCUGGAAUCGACGAAAUUCAGGACAAACAUGAGUCGUAACUGGGCCUACAGCCAGCAGCAGAGGUUAAUGGCUCAACGCCAGAGGCAAGAGCAGCAGAGACAGCAUGAGGCCAGCCGUGUGGACAGAGAGAGGCAGCUGCAGGCCAGUCUGCGGGACGAGGAGAGCUUUGAGAGGAGGAGACACCUGCGACAGAUGCAGGAGGAGCUCAAGGAGAGGCAAAUGGAAAGCUCUCUGCUAAAGGCAGAGGAGGAGAGAAUAAACAGGGAAAAACAACUUGAACAAGAGGAGAGAAUGGCUAAAGAGUUGGCCCGCAUAGACUAUGAGAAGCAAAGAGAAGAGAAAAUAAGGCAACAUAUCAAAGAGAACAGCAUUGAGCUUCGAGAAUUGGAGUCAAAACUGAAAUCUGCAUAUCUGAACAAGGAAAGAGCUGCACAGAUUGCUGAGCAGGAAGCUAUGAGGUUUGAGACAAUGCGUGAGGAGGCAGACUUUGCUCGCAAGAUGAAGAGCGAACGCGAGCAAGCAGCCGUUGAGCAGCAGAAGCUGGAGCAGAAACGCCACGAGGAGCUUGUGCAGUAUCAGAGGGAGCUGGAGCAGCAGCUCAUGGAGAAGGAGCGCAAAAGACAAGAGGCAUACGAGGAGUUCCUCAAAGAGAAGCUCAUGGUGGACGAGAUUGUCAGGAAGAUUUACGAGGAGAAUCAAAUGGAGCAACAGCUGAAACUGGAGAAGGUCAGAGCCACUAAGCAGCACAUUGAAGAAUUCAAGAGACAGCAGACUGAGUGGAGACGCAUGGAGCAAGAAAGGAUGGAGGCCGAAAACAGACGUAUCAUGGAGUUUGCGACCCAUCAGCAGCACAUGGAGGAGAGCAGAAUGGCUAAGAUCAGAGAGAGGGAAGAGGCCAAAGACCAUCUUCAUAAAAUACUGUCUAAGAAGAUUGAAGAGGAGAGGCAGCAGCGUGAAGAGAUGGAGCGAGUCCGUGAAGAACUUUGUUUAGAAGAACAAGAAGAGGCUAACAGGCAGAGAGAUAUUGAAGCGAUGGAGAAGAAAAUCAGACAGAGGCUGAUGAUGCAGCAGACCUGCCAGGAGCAGAUGGCUUUCAAAGAGAUGCAGAGGCAGGCAGAGAAAGAGGAGGAGGAGGCCUUCAGGAAAAUAAUGAUGGCUAAGUUUGCAGAGGACGAUCGGAUAGAGCAGAUGAAUGCUCAAAAACGACGCAUGAAGCAACUUGAGCACAAACGCGAGGUGGAGAAACUGAUAGAGGACAGGAGACGGCAGCGUGAGGCUGACAUGGAACUGGAGGCUAAAGAAAGAGCGAUUGAGCAGGAGAGGGAGGCACUGCGUAGACAGAUAAUUGAAGAAGAGAGGCAGCAACUUCUUAAACGUCAUGCAACAAAACUUCUUGGAUACUUACCGCGGGGCUUGCUCCGUGAAGAUGACCUGGAGCACUUUGAUGAAGACUUCAGAAAGAACUUUAAAGCACGUCCGUCCGUCUUCUCUGACGAUGGCUGGGACGGUGAUGAUUAAACUUUGUUCUUCCAGCGUGCCACUA